UUUCAAAAGGUACAGAAACUGCUUCCCAAAAAGGGGGGAAUAUUUACUUACUCUGCCAAGUCAGUGCCCAAGUAAAUAGUGCAGUUCCAUGAGUAGAGCCCAGCCCCUGCUCUCUUCUCUCUCUGGGUGCUGCCUGCAGGAUAUAAAAAGGCUCCUGAAGGGACGUCUCACACAGAACACCAGAUCCAGAGACCACCCAGAACCUGCCCUUUCUGCACCAUGAAGCUUGCCAUCACCUUCGUGCUGGCCAUGCUGGCUCUCCACUGCAGCCCUGCAUCUGCAGGCAACAUCUGCCCAGCCUUCGCUCACGUCAUUGAGAGCCUCCUCUUGGGCGUGACCUCCGACUACGAAACGUCCCUGCAGCCCUUCAACCUUGAAGACAGCUUGAAGGACUCAGGGAUGAAGAUGAAGAAAGUGCUGGACACCUUGCCCCAGACGGUCAGAGAGGACAUCAUCAAGCUCACGGAGAAGAUCGUAAAUAGCCCACAAUGUGCUUAGGAUGGGGGAGUUCCAGGCAGACACCCUCCACCUGCCGAAGCCCCUUGCCCCAGCCCACACCCCCUUGACCCUUCCCCUUCCCCCAGCCAGUCCCUGUGUCCUUC
Ochotona princeps (American pika) is the source of this 602-nucleotide messenger RNA. It is a transcript of the gene SCGB1A1, whose product is annotated as secretoglobin family 1A member 1. The transcript has 3 exons. Bases 220 to 498 code for a protein of 92 amino acids. Gene Ontology annotation, cellular component: cytoplasm. Gene Ontology annotation, biological process: signal transduction. NCBI's taxonomy places the organism in Eukaryota, Metazoa, Chordata, Mammalia, Lagomorpha, Ochotonidae. The record is from RefSeq and is a predicted model, not a curated record.